Molecule: messenger RNA, 3754 nt
Organism: Etheostoma spectabile (orangethroat darter)
Lineage: Eukaryota; Metazoa; Chordata; Actinopteri; Perciformes; Percidae
Product: complement C1r-A subcomponent
Exons: 21
Coding region: 110-3736 (1208 amino acids)
Biological process (GO): zymogen activation
Cellular component (GO): blood microparticle
Molecular function (GO): calcium ion binding; serine-type endopeptidase activity
Source: RefSeq, a predicted model, not a curated record
UUCUUUCACAAGUCAACCGCUUAUUUGAUUUUGCCAAGACAAAUAAGGCAUUUUCCUGGCAUUAACGCAGUGAGUUGCUAAACACUGGAAACGACGGACUUUUUGACUAAUGUUUCACUUGAAUGAGAGACAUUUGCUCCUGCAACAGUGGAUCAGUUUACUCACGGAUAUAGCAUUUAAUCCAGAGAUGGCGUGGACUUCCUGUAUAAUUUUCUUUCUGUAUGUGUCAGUGUGUGAGUGCUGGCCGCUGCCUGACACAGGGCCUCUAAUGCAUGGGGUGAUCCAGUCCCCCCAGUAUCCUCAGCCUUACCCUUCCAACCUGCAGGAGCAGUGGGACCUCAGUGUGCCAGAGGGCUACCAGAUCCGACUCACCUUCACACACUUGGACAUUGAAGCUUCUGCUGGCUGCUUUUACGACGCCCUCACAGUUCUCUAUGAUACAAAGAUCCUGGGGAAGUUUUGUGGUCAUGAGAACUCGGCUGAUGGGCAUCACCCUGGCAACCAGCCCAUCUUGUCUCCAGGCAACAGACUCACCCUCAUGUUCCAGUCAGACGACAACAACCCAGAGCGCCACCAGAAUGUGGGCUUUUCUGCUCAGUACCAGGCAAUAGACAUGGAUGAGUGUUCUGCGCCAGAACCUGAAGAUGGCUCAGGUCCACUGUGCUCUCAGAUCUGCCUCAAUACCCUUGGCUCAUACCUCUGCUCCUGUCACCACGGCUACGAGCUUCGCCCAGACCAGCGCAGCUGUGUGUUAUCCUGUGACGGAGGUAUAUUUGAUGAGACAGAGGGACAUCUGUUCAGUCCAGGAUACCCUAACCCCCCACAUCAUGCUGUGUCAUGUCAGUACAUUAUUUCUGUAGAAUCUGGCUUCGCUGUCGUUCUUAACUUCACUGACAACUUCCACAUCGAGAGCAUGGACACUGAGCAAGGUCCAAACUGUCCCCAUCACUGGUUGCAGGUGACAUUGUCAGACAGAGAGCCCAUGAAGCUGUGUGGUGGAAAGAGUCCAGGUCUGAUACACACAAACUCCAACACUGUCACACUGGACUACCACACUGAUAAUGAAGGCCUGAGCAAAGGCUGGAGCCUGGAUUACAGCACAUACAGAGUGAAGUGUCCGUUGCCCAGUAAUGUGACUAAAGGCAAGGUCACUCCUAUCUUGACUGAAUAUUUCUACAGAGACUACAUCUAUGUGCGCUGUGACCAAGGAUACAAGCUGAUGAUGGAUGGUCAGGAGGUCGAGGGUUUCUCUACCAUGUGCCAAAGCAAUGGACAGUGGCAUCUCCCUUUACCAGAGUGCCACAUAAUUGAUUGUGGUGAACCUGAACCUUUGCUGAAUGGAGGGGUGACAUUCCUGUCUGGCUUUCAGAAUCAGUACCGUUCCAUUGUUCAGUAUCACUGUAAUGAACCAUUUUACUCUCUCCUUGGGGGUAUUAAUGUUGUCUUCACCUGUGAAGCCGACAGAAAGUGGAGAUCCAACAAUGAUAUUGUUGUCAGUCCAACAUGCAUACCAGUCUGUGGCCAGCCAACAAAACUCAUCUCUACCUAUCAGAGGAUCAUCGGAGGCAGUGACGCUCCAGACUAUACCAUCCCCUGGCAAGUGCUACUGAACAUAGAUGGGGGAAGAGGAGGAGGCAUGGUGAUAGGAGACCGCUGGAUUAUGACUGCUGCUCAUGUCAUUUUGAAGAAAGGAAAUCAAGCAUCAAAAGAGGCUGUGCGGAUGUAUAUGGGCCUUACUAAUUUUAACUCCCUGACGGCCUCUCCUGUGUAUGCUGCCUCAAUCCACAUUCAUCCUGAAUACAACAACCCCACUGAUGUAAACUUCAACAAUGACAUUGCCUUGAUCAAACUGCAAGACUCACUCACAUUCAACUCAUCCGUCAUGCCAAUAUGUUUGCCACCAGAGGGUGCCACAUACAUCACUGGUGUAAUGGGACUGGUGUCAGGCUUUGGCAUUACAGAAAUUGACGGCCGAAGUAUUUCAACAAAUAAGAUGAAGUAUGUACAAGUACCUGUGGUGGAGCAGGAGACAUGCAGUAACUCAAUCACUUUGUCGAAGAAGACAAGAGACAGUGUUCCAAGUCUAUCAAACAACAUGUUCUGUGCUGGAGUCCCAGAAGGUGGGAAGGACUCCUGCCAGGGUGACAGUGGAGGUCCCUACGCCCUGAGAGACAAUGGAAGGUUCUGGGCUGCUGGGAUUGUCAGCUGGGGGGUUGACUGCGGAAAGCAAGGAACAUAUGGAGUCUAUACCAGAGUUACCAACUACAUGGACUGGAUCAACAAGACUAUGCAGGAGAACCCACACAAAGAAGAACGUAUUGCAGACAUGGGAUGGACCAACUCUUUUAUAUGGUUUCUGUGUAUUUCAGUGAGUGAGUGCUGGCAGCCGCUAGACUCUAAAUCUGUUAUACGUGGGGAGGUCCAGUCCCCUCAGUAUCCCCGGCCUUACCUUCCCAACCUGCUGAGGAAAUGGGACAUCUGGGUUCCUGAGGGCUACCAGAUCCAGCUGUCUCUAAAACACCUGGAUAUUAAAGUUUCCUCAGGCUGCUAUCAAGACUCUCUGACGGUUCUUUAUGACCAAAAUGUCUUGGGGAAGUUUUGUGGCCAGGAAAAUUCAACUGAUCACCCAGGCAAAGAGCCGAUCCUUUCGCAAGGCAACAAACUGAGUCUCGUAUUCCAAACAAGUGACUUCAACUCAGAACUCCAACAGCACAUUGGCUUCUCUGCUACCUACAAGGCAAUAGUAAUUGAUUGUGGAGAACCUGAACCUUUGCUGAAUGGGGGGGUGAUCUUCCUGUCUGGCUUUCAGAAUCAGUACCGUUCUGUUAUUCAGUAUCAUUGUAAUGAACCAUUUUAUACUCUCCCUGGUGGCGAAAAUGUUACCUUCACCUGUGAAGCAGACAGGAAGUGGAGAUCCAACCACAACAAUGUAACUCCAACAUGUAUACCAGUCUGCGGCAAGCCAACAAAACUCAUCUCUGCCUAUCAGAGGAUCAUGGGAGGCAGUGAAGCUCCAGACUAUACCAUCCCCUGGCAAGUGCUACUGACCAUAGAUGGGGGAAGAGGAGGAGGCAUGGUGAUAGGUGACCGCUGGAUUAUGACUGCAGCUACUGACCUAACCCGUGGUGGAAAACCAAUAUCAAAUGAGACUGUACGAAUGCACAUGGGACCUACUGAUGUUAAAACCCUGAUGGGUUCUCCUGUGUAUGCUGCCUCAAUCCACAUUCACCCUGAAUUCAACAACACCAACGGCUUAGACUUUAACCAUGACAUUGCCUUGAUCAAACUGCAAGACCCGAUCACAUUCAACUCAUCCGUCAUGCCAAUAUGUUUGCCAGGAGAGGGUGCCACAUAUGUCACUGGCGAGAUCGGACUGGUAUCAGGCUUUGGCAUUACAAACAUAUACCCCCUAAAAAUGACAAAUAAGCUGAAGUAUGUGCAGCUCCCUGUGGUGGAACAAAAGACAUGCAGUAAUUCAGUCAAGAAACUGAAGAAGACAAGGGACAAUGUACCCACACUGACAAAUAACAUGUUCUGUGUUGGAGUCCCUGAAGGUGGGAAGGACUCCUGCCUAGGUGAUAAUGGAGGUCCCUACGCCCUGAGGGACAAUGGAAGGUUCUGGGCUGCUGGGAUUGUCAGCUGGGGGGUUGACUGUGGAAAGCAAGGAACAUAUGGAGUCUAUACCAGAGUUACCAACUACAUGGACUGGAUCAACAAGACUAUACAGGAGAACUGAAAUGUACAAUAAAAAAAU